AUGCUAAAUUAUCAUGAGGGACCCGGUCUCAAAUUGCAAAUAGCAAAUGUUGGUGAAAAGACGAAAUUGCCCCUCAGUCAAUCAGAUUCAUUAAUGAAGGCUGAGACAAACAAUGUGAUCGUGGAGAGCUUGGAGGAGAAGAUUGGUGGUGCACAUGGUAUGGAGGGAGUGAGCGGUGGAGUUGAUCAUGGAAUAAUACUGUUGCCACUGAUCUCUGUUAGGAAUAUCACGAAUGGGAGAGUGGGGGAGGGGAAAUGGAAGGAGGAUGACAAAAUGAACUGUUACAAUGGGUCAAGCUGUUGGAAGGAAUUGUUUUGUUUUUUCCAUGUUGGUGGGUAUUUUGAAAGAAACAGUGAAGGUGAAGUUAAAUAUGGUGGAGGGAGUGUGAGAGCAAGCAUCAUAAAAGAAGGGAUAACACUGGAGGAAUUAAGAGAAACAAUAUCACAUUUGGUACACAAUGAUGCUAAAGGGUGCGAAAUUAAGUACACGGUUAAGUUUGCUGAGGGCACACUGGUUGAUCUUUAUGAUGAAGGUGAUAUUUGCAAUAUGUUUAGAUAUAACGAUAGCAGUGCUCAUUUGUAUGUAGCAGCGAAAGGGAACCAGAAGGAAGGUGGAGCAGUGAAUGAUGGAGAAAUGGGUGAGAAUUUGUUUGGGCUGUCGGGAGAAAUGACUGAAGGUGUGGUGAACCUUGGUGAUAACUAUGAACCACUCAUUGUUGACUAUGGUGCUGAAUGCCUAACGUAUGAAGGAGGGGGUUUAAGUCAGACAAACUUCAGUGACGGUUCAGGGAGUGAAGGGACAUUGAGGGGUAAUUUGAAUUGCAUGAAAUGGGUUGGAGUUUUUGCAGGAGUGGGGCAAUAUAUUCCACAUGCCCAAGCUUUUAGGGAGGCUGUGUACAGGUUUAGUAUUGCACAGAAGUUUGCAACGACAUAUGUGAGAAACAGUAGGGAGAAGAUGAAUGUGAGGUGUAAAGUGGAAGGGUGUCCAUGGAAGAUUUGUGCAAAUGCUGUUGGGAGGGAUACUCUUUUAUUACGCGUGACCACAUUCGUUAAUGAACACAUUCAUUCAGCGCAAGAUAACCUAGAUGUCACUUUUGCUGGCAAUGCUGCGUUGACGUCAUCAAUAAUACUUGAGGAGAUAAGGAACCACACCGAAAAGCGUCCUACUGAAAUAAGGAAGACACUGGAAAGGGAAUAUGGUGUGAGGCUAACAUAUGCUCAAGCUUACAGAGCAAAGGAAAAGGCCAUGGAACACAUACAUGGGAAACCGGAAGAAUCCUAUAUGUUCAUACCAUGGAUAUGCCAAAGAUUAAAGGAAACUGAUGAUAAAACAGUUGCUGAAUGGGCUUCCAUUGCGUCGGGAUAUGAUGCAGAUAAUGACUUGUUGCCUUUUGCAAUAGCAGUGGUGAAAUCAGAGAACCUUGAUGACUGGACUUGGUUUCUGUUCAAAAUUAAAGAAAUUGUUGGUUCGGUGCAGGUGACAAUUGUGUCAGACCGACACAAUGCCAUAAUAGGAGCUGUCCAAGCAAUAUUUGGAGGUGAAAGACAUGCGUAUUGUUAUAGGCAUGUGAAGGAAAACUUCAGCGCUGAACAAGUGAAAGUAAACAGAGGUAAAAGGACAAGCCAAUGGUCAAAAGAAGAUGCAUUAAAGGUUCUUGAUAGAGUAGCUUAUGCAAGGGUUGAUAGUGACUUUGAUAAUGCAAUGGCAGAGCUGAGAACUAUGUCUCCUGAGUUACAUGAUUGGGUUAUCAAUCAAGGUGAUGUGAAUAGGUGGGCAAUGAGCAAGUUUCCAUUUAAAAGAUGGGACAAUAUAACAACCAAUAUAGCUGAGUCUUUCAAUUCUUGGAUGGUGAAGGAGAGAAAGCAUAAUGUGGCGCAAAUGAUCCAUGAGCAUCGGGAGAAAGUAGCAAGGAAGAUGCAUGCAUCAUAUAUGUGUAUGAGUAAGUGGAGGAAUUGUGUUGGGCCAAAAACCGAGGCAAAGGUUCUGGAGAAUGUGUAUUUCAGUAGGUAUAUGAGCUGUGACAAUUAUGGAGGCGGAAGACUGUGUGUACAUACAUCUCGUGGAGAUCAAAGAGUAGACCUUGGUCUACACCAAUGUAGUUGUCUUGGUUGGCAAAUGUCAGGAAUUCCAUGCUGCCAUGCUUGUGCAGCCAUUAAGACUGUGGGGGGAAAUGUAUAUGAAUAUGUUGAAGAUUGUUACAAAAUUUCAGCACAGGAGAAAAUAUAUGGCAGGAGCAUGGUUCCAGUGGUAACAAUCGAUAUGCCUAACCCAAAUGACUAUAGGUUUGAGAAUCUUGUUGAACAAACCUGCUUUUACCACCAAAUACAAGUAGGCCUCCUGGAAGACCAAGGACUAAACGGCAGGAAUCACAAUUCCAGAACAAAAAAGUCUACCAUUGCACCAGAUGCCACCAACCUGGACACACAAGGAGGAGUUGCAAAAAUCCCAACCCAUUUUGAAACUGCUUACUUGUUAUAUCAGCAAAUAGAGGUUGCUACUGCUUACUUGUUAUAUCAGCAAAUAGAGGUUGCUGUCAAACCACCUGUGCUUUGUGGUUAUUUGGCAUACUGA
This is a messenger RNA of Neltuma alba, 2571 nucleotides long. RefSeq lists its product as uncharacterized. NCBI's taxonomy places the organism in Eukaryota, Viridiplantae, Streptophyta, Magnoliopsida, Fabales, Fabaceae. The record is from RefSeq and is a predicted model, not a curated record. The transcript has 8 exons. Gene Ontology annotation, molecular function: zinc ion binding. Bases 1 to 2571 code for a protein of 856 amino acids.